GGGGGAGCCAGGGGAGGGGCAAGUGACGCGGGGGAGCGGGGCGUGGGGGAGGGCAGUGAUCCGGGUGGAGGAAAUUUGGGAGGAGUGUCCGGGGGGCAGCAACUUAAAAGGGGGAGGGAACUGCGGCUAAGGAGACGUUCGGUGAUGGGACCGCAAUGUAUGAGGGGAUACCGUGCCUCAGGUUUAAAAGAGCAGGAAGCUGAGUGAGAGGCUAGAGAAAAAGUGCCUUCGCUAGGCGGAGGUUACAGGUGGUGUCUCGGAAAGAGCUCCGAGGCUGUAGGCUGUAGUCGGGAAGAAGAUCGGAGAACUGUGUGGAAGGGGCAGCUAGGGGACGAGGGUCCAGGGGCGAGGGGGAACUUCGCGACUUUCUGAGGACUGGUAGGAAUGUGCCUCCUGGCCCUCAGUGCUUCCCCCCUGGGGGGAGGCAUCGUGAGGGACUGUGGCAGGCUCCAGUGAACGCUGAGCCGCGGAGGUCCAACUCCACGUAUGGAUCCAGGGAAUGAGAAUUCAGCCACAGAGGCUGCCGCGAUCAUAGACCUCGAUCCCGACUUCGAACCCCAGAGCCGUCCCCGCUCCUGCACCUGGCCCCUUCCCCGACCAGAGCUCACUACUGAGCCUCGCGAGCCGUCCGUGGUGGAGCCUAGUCUGGGAGAGAAGGUACACACGGAGGGGCAUUCAGAGCCCAUCCUGUUGCCCUCUAGGCUCCCAGAGCCGGCAGGGGGCCCCCAGCCCGGGAUCCUGGGGGCUGUAACAGGUCCUCGGAAGGGAGGCUCCCGCCGGAAUGCCUGGGGAAAUCAGUCAUAUGCAGAACUCAUCAGCCAGGCCAUUGAAAGCGCCCCGGAGAAGCGACUGACACUCGCCCAGAUCUAUGAGUGGAUGGUCCGCACGGUGCCCUACUUCAAGGACAAGGGUGACAGCAACAGCUCAGCUGGAUGGAAGAACUCGAUCCGCCACAACCUGUCCCUGCAUAGCAAGUUCAUCAAGGUUCACAAUGAGGCCACUGGCAAGAGCUCUUGGUGGAUGCUGAACCCCGAGGGAGGCAAGAGCGGCAAGGCACCCCGCCGCAGGGCAGCCUCCAUGGAUAGCAACAGCAAGCUGCUCCGAGGCCGCAGCAAGGCCCCCAAGAAGAAACCAGCUGUGCUGCCAGCUCCACCAGAAGGCGCCACUCCCACCAGCCCUAUCAACCACUUCGCCAAGUGGUCGGGCAGUCCUUGCUCUCGAAACCGGGAAGAAGCCGAUGUGUGGACCGCCUUCCGUCCACGAAGCAGUUCAAACGCGAGCACAGUGAGCACCCGGCUGUCCCCCAUGAGGCCCGAGUCAGAGGUGCUGCCGGAGGAGGAGAUGCCAGCCUCGGUGAGCAGCUAUGGAGGAGGUGUCCCACCCACUCUGAAUGAAGAUCUAGAGCUGUUAGAUGGGCUCAAUCUCACAUCUUCCCAUUCCCUGCUGGCCCGGAGUAGUCUCUCUGGCUUCUCCCUGCAGCACCCUGGGGUGACGGGCCCCUUACACACCUACAACACCACCCUCUUUGGCCCAGCAGAGGGGCCCCUGGCGGCAGGAGAGGGGUGCUUCUCAAGCUCCCAGUCUCUGGAGGCCCUGCUCACUUCUGAUACGCCACCACCCCCUGCUGAUGUCCUCAUGACCCAGGUAGAUCCCAUUCUGUCCCAGGCGCCAACACUUCUGUUGCUGGGGGGGAUGCCUUCCUCCAGUAAGCUGGCCACGGGAGUCAACCUGUGUCCUAAGCCCCUGGAGGCCCCAGGCCCCAGCAGUCUGGUUCCCAGCCUUUCUAUGCUAGCACCCCCUCCAGUCAUGGGAGGUGCUGCGGCUCUGGGGACCCCUGUGCUCACACCUCCUACUGAAGCUGCAAGCCAAGACAGAAUGCCUCAGGAUCUCGAUCUGGAUAUGUAUAUGGAAAACCUGGAGUGUGACAUGGAUAACAUCAUCAGUGACCUCAUGGAUGGAGGCGAGGGACUGGACUUCAACUUCGAGCCAGAUCCCUGAGUCGUGGCUAGAAGCCUUGUCCCCUGCUUCAGCGGUGGAGCCAGGCGUGUCCAUAUACACUCUUUUCCCUUGGAGCCCUCCCCAGGAAUUUGGGCCCCUGCCUUAGAGUAGGGGUGAGGUCUGGGGAUGGACACACACACACACACACAUAUACACAUACACAAAGUUGAGGAAGUUACAAAGCUGCCCCUUAGGGGGACUAUAGCGGGAGGGAGUUGGGAGGGGAAAAGGGAGAGGGUUUAUUCUCACUGUGCCAUUUUGGGGGGUAAGGCCCUUUUCUCAGGAGCCAGCCUCUGCUUCCCCCAUUCCCACCCCUUAGGCUUGGUAGCAGGGGUGGGCUGUGCUGUUGGAAAUGUGAAGUCACCAGUGGCCUUACCCCUGCCUUUGGGAGCAGGAUUUUUUUGUAGAGAGUCUUAUCUGAGCUGGGCCAGGCUAGGUUGAGCCUGGGAUUUUUAUGCAGUGGCCCCUUAGGCCCGUGGUGUGGUGUGGGGUGGGGGGUGGGGGUGGGGGUAUAGGGGACCUGGAAGGGCCAAGGUCUGAGCCCUGGAGUGGCUCACCAGGCCAAAUCACCCUUGGAAGGCUGCAGAUAACAGAAAGGCUUUUUAUAAACUUUUAAAGAAAUAUAAACACAAAUAUAGAAGAUUUUUAACAGCGGCAAGGUGCUAGUGAUGGGGAGAAGGCUUUUUUUUCUUUCUGAGGGCUUUGUCACAGUGACAUGAUGCAAACACUACAGACAGUACUGGGGGAGACCUGGAAGGAGGGGAGGGGUGGGGUGCUUCCCUAUUAGAAAAAGGUCUAUGCACAGAUAGGCUGGGGUUUCCCUAAAGAAAAGGCUAAGCCAGGUCCCCUCUUUCUGUCAGCUUGUGCCGGGGAGUGUGUAGUAAUGGGGUGCAGCCACACUCUUGACGAUGACCCAGUGUGGGUUAGUGCUGGGGUUAGGGAGAAUGCAUUGAAGGACUGGAAUUUGUUUGGGGCCUGGGAGGAGGUAGGAGUGGGGGAGAAGAGAAGAGGAGGAUUUAGGGUGGUGAAGUGAGGUACAGAGACCUCCCUGUUCAAGGCCCCUGACAGCUGUCCCUGCCCUUCUUCCCCUUGCCUGACUACAGGGGUUAUGUGGAAGUGUGUGUGGUGGCAGGCCAGGGGGGGAGGGGAGGAGCCAGGAAGGGGGAGCUGGGGAGUUUGGCUGAGGGUCUGAGAAAUGAGCGCGGGAUUGGGAGGGGGGGUUGGGGAAGUGUGGAUCAGGUUUACUAGCACCUGCCAGGGAGGCCAUCUGGGGCUCCUUCUCCACCCCAGCCCCCAAAGCAGCCCCUCCCCACAGCGCCCUUUGCAUUGUCCCCUCCCCCACUCCUGCUGUGGGUUCCCAUCAUUUCCUGUGUCAGCGCCUGGCCUACCCAGAUUGUAUCAUGUGCUAGAUUGGAGUGGGGAAGUGUGUCAAAUCAAUAAAUGAAUAAAUUCAAUAAAUGCCUAUAACCAGC
Messenger RNA from Oryctolagus cuniculus (rabbit), 3470 nucleotides. It is a transcript of the gene FOXO4, whose product is annotated as forkhead box O4. Gene Ontology annotation, biological process: regulation of transcription by RNA polymerase II. The record is from RefSeq and is a predicted model, not a curated record. NCBI's taxonomy places the organism in Eukaryota, Metazoa, Chordata, Mammalia, Lagomorpha, Leporidae. Gene Ontology annotation, cellular component: nucleus. Gene Ontology annotation, molecular function: DNA-binding transcription factor activity, RNA polymerase II-specific; RNA polymerase II cis-regulatory region sequence-specific DNA binding.